UCCCGCGCGCCGCCUCCACUUCCGCCCUCAGCAGGGGGGCUCCGACAGGAAGGAUGGCGGAGCCGGCCGAGGAGCUCGCCAAGCUCGAGUACCUGUCGCUGGUCUCCAAAGUCUGCACCGAGCUGGACAACCACCUGGGCAUCAACGACAAGGACCUCGCUGAGUUUGUGAUAAAUCUGCUUGAGAAAAGCCCACAACCCUUUGGCAGCAUUUACAGACAAGCUUUGGUGAAGAAUGGUGCUGAAUUCACGGAUUCCCUUGUCAGCAACUUGUUGCGUCUCAUACAGACCAUGCGGCCUCCUGCAAAACCUUCCACUAGCAAAAAUGCUCCUAAGCCAAAAACAGAAAAGGAGAAGCUGAAGGAUUUGUUUCCAGCCCUCUGUAGGCCAGACAAUCCCACAGUCAGGACAAUGCUGGAUGAAGAUGAUGUGAAGGUGGCUGCAGAUGCUUUGAAGGAGCUGGAAGCUUUGAUGCCCGGCACUGGCGACGAUACAGCAUCGUAACAUAGUGAGAGCACCAGCCGAAAGCGCAAUGAAAUUCGCCGUCGUAGUAGAGCCGGGCUCAAAAUCGCGACCGAAAGUCUCGCUCGAGACCGCGGAAACGAACGGAAUAAGGAGUAAAUCCAGAGCACCGCUCGAGCAGAAGUCUGAGCAGGGCAACAGGAUGAGUCUGAAACCGGCCGGAGAAGGCGGUGGUGGCGAUGGCGGGAUAAACAUGUGGACCGACCUCCUCCCGAGGAGCCUUCCAUUGGCGACAUCUAUAACGGCAAAGUCACCAGCAUCAUGCAGUUUGGCUGCUUUGUGCAACUUGAAGGGCUCAGGAAGCGCUGGGAAGGACUUGUCCACAUCUCAGAGCUGCGCCGUGAGGGGCGUGUAGCCAACGUGGCUGAUGUGGUCAGCAAAGGCCAGCGGGUAAAGGUCAAAGUUCUCUCAUUCACUGGCUCCAAGACCAGCCUCAGCAUGAAGGAUGUGGAUCAAGACACAGGGGAAGACCUGAACCCCAACAGGUAAAGACACCUGGUAGGGAGAGGCCAACUGAAGGAAAGCGACCAUGAAGGACCCAGCAGUAGACCGGCCCACUCCAUCUGUGUCCGUAGUCAAGCGCCCUGAAAUUAUGAGGCGACUGACGCGCUGGAGCGGAAGCGCCUCACCCGCAUUUCAGACCCGGAGAAAUGGGAAAUCAAGCAGAUGAUUGCUGCCAAUGUGCUCUCCAAAGAGGAGUUCCGUUUUAGCGUAGAGAAAGCGGGGAUCCUGCCAAAGUUAACCCGAUGAGGGAAAGCGAACCUGGAAAGUGAGCUGGUGGAGGAGGAGGAACCUACGUUCUCUUCUAAAAAGCAUACCACCUGCCUCCUCUUUGCUUGGAGGCUUGGGCAGAACCCAGGCUCCCUUUCUCAAGCCCAUGCCAUGAUGCAAGCGGCGGCACUAGCAAAAGAAAAAGGAAGGAACUAAAAAAACGAAGGCGCGGGAGAGGCGGAGAUGGACUCCAUCCCCAUGGGACUCAACAAACACUGGGUGGACCCCCUCCCAGAUGUGGACGGGAGGCAAAUUGCUGCCAACAUGCGGGGGAUUGGAAUGAUGCCAAACGACAUCCCCGAGUGGAAGAAACACGCUUUUGGAGGCAACAAAGGUACCUCUUGCGACAAAAGAACUCAGCUGUCCCAUCAUGGUGGAACAGGGCAGGAAAGCUCUCCCAGCUUUCCCGGCUGAAGGAUCCAGCUCAUCCAGGCAGUCCACGAUAACCAGAUACUGAUUGUCAUCGGAGAGACGGGCUCUGGAAAGACGACUCAGAUCACCCAGUACCUGGCUGAGGCUGGCUACACCACCCGCGGGAAGAUUGGCUGCACCCAGCCACGCCGAGUGGCUGCCAUGUCUGUCGCCAAGAGGGUUUCUGAGGAGUUUGGUUGUUGUCUGGGGCAGGAGAUAGUGGCGAUGUGGAUAGGCUGGGGGCCCUCUUGGGGAAAUCACUUGAAACCAGGUGGGAAGGACGCGGCGUCACCAUCCGCACCGAGUAUUAUCUUUGGUCUCCUGAAAAAGACUGUUCAAAAGAGACCAGACAUGAAGCUGAUUGUGACUUCGGCCACCCUGGAUGCAGUCAAGUUCUCUCAGUAUUUCUACGAGGCUCCCAUCUUCACCAUCCCAGGCAGGACAUUACCCAGUGGAGAUCCACUCACCGAGGGCGAGGGAGAUAUCCUGGUGUUUUUGACCGGGCAAGAGGAGAUUGACACAGCCUGUGAAAUUCUCUAUGGCCGGUUGAAAUUAAAGCUGGGCCCAGGCAUGCCGAGGCACGUUCAUCUAAUACUCACCGGGUGCUUUGGCGAAUGCAGACAGGCCCAGGCAAAGCAGCGGGCUGGGAGAGCUGGGAGAACAGGCCCAGGCAAGUGCUACCGGCUCUACACGGAGCGUGCCUACGCUGAUAGGAGAUGCGCCCCAACCCUUAAGCACGUGCCGAGAUCCAAAGGACCAGGCUUGGCUAGCACUGUGCACAAUAAAGGUGGCGCAAUGGGAAUAAACGACCUGCUGUCUUUCGAUUUCAUGGAUGCUCCCCCAAUGGAAACGCUCAUCACUGCCAUGGAGCAGCUGUACACCCUUAGAGACCCUGGAUGAUGAGGGCUGCUGACUGACAAGCCAUUAAUAUCCCUUCCUUUGUCCCGACGGAUGGCCGGAGUUCCCCCCCUGGAGCCCAUGUUGUGCAAGAUGCUGAUCAUGUCCUGUCCACCUGGGGGGGGUUACAGUGAGGCAAGAUAGGCGCUCGCCAUAGUGCUCCGUAUAUCUGCAAGAAUGCUCUUCUAUCGGCCCAAAGGUGAGCAAAGGCGGAGAGACAAGCAAGCUCUCGCUGACCAAAAGAAAGCCAAAUUCCACCAGACCGAAGGGGACCACCUCACACUUCUCGCUGUGUACAAUUCCUGGAAGAACAACAAGUUCUCCAAUCCCUGGUGCUACGAGAACUUCAUCCAAGCCCGCUCACUGCGCCGGGCGCAGGAUAUCCGCAAGCAAAUGCUGGGCAUCAUGGACAGGCACAAGUUGGACGUCGUAUCGUGCGGAAAAGCGACCGUGCGGGUCCAGAAGGCCAUCUGCAGUGGCUUCUUCCGGAAUGCAGCCAAGAAAGAUCCCCAGGAGGGUUACCGGACCUUGAUUGACCAGCAGGUGGUCUAUAUCCACCCCUCAAGCGCCCUCUUCAACCGCCAGCCUGAAUGGGUUGUGUAUCAUGAGCUGGUGCUCACAACCAAGGAGUAUAUGCGGGAAGUCACCACCAUAGACCCCCGCUGGCUGGUGGAGUUUGCCCCGGCUUUCUUCAAGGUUUCUGACCCCACAAAGCUGAGCAAGCAGAAGAAGCAGCAGCGCCUGGAGCCACUUUACAACCGCUACGAGGAGCCCAACGCCUGGAGGAUCUCGCGGGCAUUCAGGCGCCGGUGAGUUCUCUUCCUGGCAUGUCAAGAACUGCUGAAGAUCUUGAAGCUGCGUUUCCGGCCAGCCCAGCCUACAAAAACAGGAGUCUGCAGUUGGAAUUGAAGAGAAGCAACUUGGAGCCACCAUUGGAUUGGCCAUCAGAGCUGAUUCAGAGACUUUGGAAAGAAAGUUCUGUGCCUCAGUUUCCAAAAUGUCUGAUGAGGAACAGGUGUUGUACACCUUUGGACCCUCUUGGCUAGGAAAGAUCAAAUGGAUAUUCCAGCUUCUGUGUUACCUGAAGAAGUCGUUGAGGAAAGUCACUUGCUCUUCAUUUUGUGAUUUUUGCUUGGAACACUGGCUUCUUCUUUCCCCACAUUCGGACUGGUCUCUUGCUUUAGAGCUCGCAGCCCUCCAGAUGUUAUGGACUACACUUCCCAUCAUGCUGGCAGGGGGUGAUGGGAACUGUAGUCCAUAACAUCUGGAAGCCCGCGCGUUUGACACCUGUGCUUUAGAACAACCCACUGGCAAUGCGAUCAGAUGUCUGUGAUUCUGGAGAAAGUGGGAAGGAUCCCCUAAUUGGGGAGGGGAAGGGACUGGUCUUGGGCAUGUUCUUUGUGUCUGGGUCCUUCACAGAGGCUUUGGGUAAGAUUUGCUAACUUUGGAUAAACUUUCCCCUGUACUUACCAUAAAACUGUGCUGACCUCCUGUUUAUGUUCCAGAACCCUCCAAAGCAGGUUUUUGCAAGAGGUAAAAUAAAGACAAACCUACAAACA
Sphaerodactylus townsendi is the source of this 4159-nucleotide messenger RNA. It is a transcript of the gene DHX8, whose product is annotated as DEAH-box helicase 8. Gene Ontology annotation, molecular function: RNA binding. The record is from RefSeq and is a predicted model, not a curated record. NCBI's taxonomy places the organism in Eukaryota, Metazoa, Chordata, Lepidosauria, Squamata, Sphaerodactylidae. Gene Ontology annotation, biological process: spliceosomal complex disassembly. Gene Ontology annotation, cellular component: catalytic step 2 spliceosome; intracellular anatomical structure.